UCACGGUGCUGCGCUGCUGCUGGUGCUGGAAGAUGAUGGUCGGCGGUCCGUGUGCGCGCAAGUCGGCUCGGCGCUCCCGGUCAGCUCUGAUCGCGGCUCUCACCGUGCUGCUCGUCCAGACGCUCAUCGUGUGGAACUUCAGCAGUCUGGACUCGGGGGACACGGGGGAAACCGGGGAGACUGGCGGCGUCGGCGGCGGCAGGGAGAAGCGGGACCGGCUCGGUGUGAACAAAGCCUAUGGAGAGUACUCGAGGAGCGGCGGUGCGCACCGGAGGCAGCACGGAAAAGCGGCGCUCCGUCAGAAACGCCAACCGGACGUCUACUACUCGCAGCGUCCCAAGGAGAAGGUUCGUGUGGACAGCAACAAUGAGAACUCUGUACCCAAGGACUUCGAGAGCGUCGACAACAGCAACUUCGCGGGACGGCUGCAGACUCAGCGCCACGCCACCAACAAACGCCAGCAAGAGAAAACCAAGAGCUCCAACGAGCUGGUCCACUACGGCCUGAACCGAACGGGGACGGGGGUCAGACCCGACCUCGCCCUCACGUCCCACCCGCCGAAACACCACGAACCGCAGGUCAGGAGGACGGUCGGGCACGUCCCCGAGAUUAAAUACGACCAGCCGCCGAAGUGUGAGAUCACAGGCAAGGAGGCCAUCAGCGCUCUGUCCCGAGCCAAAACCAAGGAGUGUCGGCAGCAGAUCGCCGAGAUUUACUGCCGGCACAAAGAAAAGCAGCUCAUGCCCGAGAAGGUCACCCGCUACUGCCCCAUAGAUGGUAAGGCGAGUAUGAACGUGCACUGGGAGGAGGACUCCAUGGAGACGGUGCCCGCCGUGCCCGUGAGGAUCGCCUUCGUGCUGGUGGUCCACGGUCGAGCCUCGCGCCAAGUGCAGCGGCUCUUCAAGGCCAUUUACCACACGUCACACUUCUACUACAUCCACGUGGAUCAGCGAUCCAACUACCUUCACAGACAGAUGUUGGCGCUGGCUAAACGCUACCCGAAUGUUCGCGUCACGCCCUGGCGCAUGUCGACCAUCUGGGGAGGUGCCAGUCUGCUCAGCAUGUAUCUACAGAGCAUGACGGACCUGCUGUCCAUGAGCCACUGGCCGUGGGACUUCUUCAUCAACCUGAGUGCCGCCGACUACCCCAUCAGGACCAAUGACCAGCUGGUGGCGUUCCUCUCCAAGUACCGCAACAUGAACUUCAUCAAGUCUCAUGGCAGAGAUAACGCUCGUUUCAUCAGGAAACAGGGUCUGGACCGGCUCUUCUUCGAAUGCGACACGCACAUGUGGCGCCUGGGCGACAGGAAGAUCCCGGAGGGCAUCGCCGUCGACGGCGGGUCGGAUUGGUUCCUUCUGAACCGCGCGUUCGUGGAGUACGUGAUCAACUCGCAGGACGACCUGGUGACCAACAUGAAGCGGUUCUACGCCUACACGCUUCUGCCGGCGGAGUCCUUCUUUCACACGAUGCUGGAGAACAGUCCUCACUGCGAGAGCAUGGUGGAUAACAACCUCCGGAUCACCAACUGGAACAGGAAGCUGGGCUGCAAGUGCCAGUACAAACACAUCGUGGACUGGUGCGGCUGUUCGCCCAACGACUUCAAACCUUCCGACCUGCCGCGCUUCCAGCAAACGGCCCGUCCCACUUUCUUCGCCCGGAAGUUCGAGGCCAGUGUGAACCAGGAGAUCGUGAACCAGCUGGACGCGUUCCUGUUUGGAGGUUACCCACAGGGUAUGCCAGGACUCAAAGCCUACUGGGAGAACGUUUACGAUGAACCUGAUGGCGUCCACAGCCUGAGCGACGCCCUGUUGACCCACUACCACGCCUUCGCCCGCCUGGGCCUGGAAAGGGCGGUUAGUUCCCUGCAGGGGGAUCCCGGCAACAACCGCUGCAGGUACUACGCUAUGGGACAUCCUGUAUCCGUCCACAUCUACUUCCUGUCCGAUGAGUUCCAGGGCUACCUGAUCAAGCAUCACGCCACCAACCUGGCCACGAGCAAGCUGGAGACUCUGGAGACCUGGGUGAUGCCCAAGAAGUUCUUCAAAUUCACCAACCCACCGAACAGCUUCAAUCGGCUGCAGUACGCCGAGAUCGGUACAGACUGGGAUGCCAAGGAGAGAAUCUUCCGGAACUUCGGAAACCUGAUGGGACCGCUGGAGGAGCCGGUGGGAAUGCAGAAGUGGGCCAAAGGGGCAAACGUAACGGUGACUGUCGUGUGGAUCGACCCCACUAACGUGAUCGCCGCCACCUACGACGUCCUGAUCGACUCCGGAGCGGAGUUCACCCACUACAGACCCCCGCUGAACACGCCGCUGCGGCCGGGCAUGUGGACCGUACGAGUGCUGCACCACUGGAGCCCCAUGGCAGAGACGCGCUUCCUUAUCACGCCGCUCACGCACUAUAAACACCAGCCUAUUCGCCAAGAGGACGCCUUGAAGGUGCACAACGGACCAGCCAAAAACAGCUACAUGGAGCAAAGCUUCCACGGCCUGAACCCCAUCCUGAACAUCCCGGUCCAUUUAGGUCAAGUGGAGGAGGCUAAGCUGAACGCCGGACUGACCGGGGCGCGACUGGAGCGCUGGGUGGACAGCCUGGUGGCGGAGGUGUGGGCGGCGGCGGACGUUUGCGCGGCGACGCCCUCCGGCUGUCCGGUCCUGCAGGCGUGCAGGGAGACGUCCUGGAGCUCGCUCAGUCCCGACCCGAAAUCUCAGAUGGGCUCCACAAAAGCCAACGGUACCAUCAGGUAG
Messenger RNA from Trichomycterus rosablanca, 2747 nucleotides. It is a transcript of the gene xylt1, whose product is annotated as xylosyltransferase I. Gene Ontology annotation, molecular function: protein xylosyltransferase activity. The record is from RefSeq and is a predicted model, not a curated record. Bases 33 to 2747 code for a protein of 904 amino acids. Gene Ontology annotation, cellular component: membrane. Lineage: Eukaryota; Metazoa; Chordata; Actinopteri; Siluriformes; Trichomycteridae. The transcript has 11 exons. Gene Ontology annotation, biological process: heparan sulfate proteoglycan biosynthetic process; chondroitin sulfate proteoglycan biosynthetic process.